Molecule: messenger RNA, 1607 nt
Organism: Danio aesculapii
Lineage: Eukaryota; Metazoa; Chordata; Actinopteri; Cypriniformes; Danionidae
Gene: ankrd2
Product: ankyrin repeat domain 2 (stretch responsive muscle)
Exons: 9
Coding region: 48-974 (308 amino acids)
Biological process (GO): regulation of transcription by RNA polymerase II
Cellular component (GO): nucleus
Molecular function (GO): RNA polymerase II-specific DNA-binding transcription factor binding
Source: RefSeq, a predicted model, not a curated record
UUGGUUUUUGAGUCAAGAUAUUUUAUUUUUAUUUUUUUUUUGUCGUAAUGGAUGAAAACAUCCUGUGGGCGACCGCUGUGGUGGACAGAAGAGCAGCUCUUGAUAAACGUGAGGAGAAGCGUCGAGCUCGGGCUCGGAAGUUAGGGAUUUUGGUUGUGGAUGCGACUUCUGUGGGAGCUGAAGGAGGGAAUGUAUCUGUCAAUCAAAGUGUUGCAGAUAUUCAGGCUGAAGAACGAGUGAGGAAGAUCUCCUCUGAUCUCAGGCGUGAGAUUGUUGAUCUGGGAGGUGCAGAGAACAUUAUUGAGCUGCGCACCAAGAAGAAGAAGAUCAAGAACAAGACAACACUUUCCAAAGACAAAACGAAUGUUCCUGUGGGACCUGUGGAGCCAGAGGAGUUUUUAAAAGCAGCAGCUCGGGGAAAGAUGGAAGUAGUGGAAAAGUUUCUGGAGGAUGGAGGAGAUCCAAACACCUGUGAUGAGUUCAGGAAAACAGCACUGCAUCGAGCUGCUUUGGAAAAUCAUACUAAAAUAGUAGAAAAAUUACUGGACGAAGGAGCUGAUAUCGACUUUAAAGACAGGCUGGACUGCAGGGCUGUGCAUUGGGCUUGCAGAGGUGGAAGUCUCUCAGCAUUAACAGUUCUUCAGGACAGAGGAGCGGACAUCAACGUCAGAGACAAACUGCUCAGCUCACCUUUACAUGUGGCCACAAGAACGGGUCACAGUGAUGUGGUGCAACACCUUUUAGACAGCGGAAUCAAUAUUAAUGCCAAAGAUUGGGAAGGAGACACGGCUCUACAUGACGCUGUCAGAUUAAAUCGAUAUAAAAUUGUCAAACAGCUCAUCCUGGCAGGAGCCGAUAUGCAGAUUAAGAAUGCUGAGGGCGUUACAGCCACUGAACAGGUGAAGCAGUGGCAGUUUGACACUAAAGAGACACUGGAGAAGCUGGAGCAGAUGAAGGAGGUUGGUCUGGCCUGACAAACUGCACUGAAUUCAUCAGAGUUUCAGUGAACAGGUGCACAGCUGGAGAACCAUACCCGCUUUGUCUGAGUAACUGUUUACUCUCUGGCUUCAUUAGUGCUGAACAGGGCUCAUCAGUAUACGAAAAGAACAAGGAUGCAAAAUAUUGUAAUAUACAGUUGAAGUCAAAAUGAAAAGACCGUCUGUAAAAUUUUGUGCUACAUCCCCCCUGUUCAUUAGGUUAUACGAUUUAAAGGUGCUGUAUGUAAGUUUUUAACUCUUCUGAAGCAUAAAAAUACCAUAAUUUGUUUGGAGAUAUGUAAGAAACAUGCAAAGUGAACAUACUUGUUUAUCUGAUGGCCACUUAUAUUAAUUCGGUCAGGAAGGCUCUGAAAGCAUGCGUCCGGGACCGAAAUGUGACCUCCGGUGGACAGUAGCAGAAUCCGAAAUGAGACGCAGAUUCAGAGUUCCACAUGAGGAUAUUAAUUAGCAAAUAAUAUAAAUAUUACGAACGUAAACAUUAGGUGAGCAGGUUACAUUGUAACCCUGUGACCUAAAAACACGCUAUGUGAUGAGAUUUGCAGUGAUAAGGAAUUUGGCUGUUUGCACAAGACGAAACACGACAGAAAUUAAAGUAAUUCAGAAGCACAG